ACUCAUCUGCUCAUAGCACCCGAGCUCCCCGCAGGUCUCCUCGUGGCCUCCUCGGCCUCUCCUCCCCAGUCUCCCCUCCCACGGCUUUCUUCGGUGGCCUUGGUCCCUCCCCGGCUGCUGUCCUCAGGCCUCAUUGGCCCCUCAUCUCCCCAGUAACCAGACCACAACAGUGAGCUUGGAGCAUCCAGGACAUGUCAGGCACUCCAGCCCAGCAGCCCUCUCCUGCUCGCCGUCUGAAGGGGCCCUGUGCCACCCCUACAGGAGCCCCACGCUCUUUGGCCAAGAUGCCUUUAGGACUCUCUGCUGGGAGCGCUCGUUCCGAGGAUGGAAGCGAGGCCUUCCUGGAGGGAACGGUGGAUUGGGAGCUGAGCAGACUGCAGCGGCAAUGCAAAGUGAUGGAGGGUGAAAGGCGAGCCUACAGCAAGGAGGUCCAUCAGCACAUCAACAAGCAACUUGAGGAGAUCCAGCGCCUGGAAGGGGUGCGGGACAAGCUGCAGGUCCAGAUCAGCAUUGCCCAGAGCCAGGUCACGCGGCAGCAGGACAGCAAGAGGCUGGAAAACAUGGGUCACCUGCUCAAGUGCCGGGUCCAGGCGCAGGCUGAGGUCAAGGAGCUGCAGGAGCAGACCAGAGCCCUGGACAGGCAGAUCCAGGAAUGGGAGAGCCGGAUCUUUGCCCAUGGGAAGGAUGUCAAGGCCUCGGGAUGCAUCCUGGAUCAGAAGGUCAAGAGCCAGCGAAGGAUUAAGAUCCUUGAAGACCAGUUGGACAGGGUCACCUGUCGCUUUGACAACCAGCUGGUUCGGAAUGCAACCUUGCGGGAGGAGCUGGAUCUCCUGCAGAUCGAGAGGAACCGCUAUCUGAAUGUGGACCGCAAGCUGCAGAAGGAGUUGCAGCUCCUGCGGGGCACGGUCAGGACCCUCAUGGUCUCCUCCACCUCUGCCUACACCAUCAGGGAGGAGGCGAAGGCCAAGUUAGGCAUGCUGCGGGAGAGGGCAGAGAAGGAGGUGGCCCAGAACGACACGGAGGUGCAGAUCUUGCAGCGGCAGAUCGCGCACUUGGAGCAGCUGCACCGUUUCCUCAAACUCAAGAACGGCGAUCGGCAGCCGGAUCCCGCCGUCGUGGAGAAGCGCGAGCAACGGGCCCGGGAGGUGGCCGAAGGCCUCCGGAAGACCUCCCAGGAGAAGCUGGUGCUGCGCUACGAGGACGCCCUGAAGAAACUGUCCCAGCUGACCGGGGAGAGCGACCCGGACUUGCUGGUGGAGAAGUACCUGGAGUUGGAGGAGCGGAACUUCGCGGAGUUCAAUUUCAUCAAUGAGCAGAACUCAGAGCUGGAGCGUCUGCAGGAGGAGAUCAAGGAGAUGCAGGAGGCCUUGGAGAGCGGGCGCCGCAGUGAGGAGGACCGUCGCUCGAGGCAAGAGCAGCAGCGGGCCGAGUUGCAGCAGCGCGUGGACGAGGUGCACACGGAGGCCGAGAACCUGGAGGCCCGCUUCCAGAACUUUCGCGGGCAGCUGGAGAAGCUUAAGACCGAUAUCCAGCACCUCUUCACCAGGGCCCAGUGUGACAGCACGGUCAUCAAUGACCUCCUAGGGGUCAAGAGCCACAUGAGAGACCGGGACAUAGGCCUCUUCCUGGGCCUCAUAGAGAAGCGGCUGGUGGAGCUUCUGACGGUGCAGGCCUUCCUCGAAACCCAGAGCAACCUCUCUGCCAGCUUGCCUAACGCUGCCCUCCUGGUGCUGGGCCAGAGCCCCGAGGAUCUUCCCAAGAAAGUGGCCCCACCUCAGCCCCCUGACAAUCUUGAGGACCCCCCAGGCUUUGAGGCCAACGACGACUACCCGCUCAGCGAGGGGGAGCUGCUGAGCUACGUGGUGAAGUCGCUGGAGGCCCGGGAGCAGGCGAAGGGUCAGUACCUGAAGCAGCUGGCUGAGGCCGUCACGAAGGUGGACAGCACCCAGAGCGUGACCCUCUCCAGCACCCAGGCCAGCUCCGGCCUGCCCCUGCUGCCCAAGAGCCCCAGCGCUGUCCCCGGCUCCCUCACGAGCCACAGGGCUAGCGGCAUCCUGGCGUCCAGCGGAGGCCGCGCCACCAGCUCCAAUGUCGGCCAUGUCACCUUUAGGGACCCCAGCUCCAGCACAGGCCACGCGACCUUCGGCUCCACCAGAGCCGUCAAAGGGGGACUUAUGUCCAGCCGGGGCUCGACUGAGGGCCGAGCGAUCUUCACAUCCCCCAACUCUAGCAGCUACCUGGGGUCCACUGGAUACUUGGGGUCCAGCAGAGGCCACGAGAGCUUUGGGGGCCCGGAGAGCAAAGGCCCUGAGUCAGAAUCGAGUGGAGGCCUCGAGUCCAGCAGAGGCCAAGUCUCAAGCACUGGCCCUGCCUCUAGCACUGGCCGGGUCUCCACCACCAGCAAAAAUUCCCAGAGCAAAUACUAGGGGCACCCAGCCCCAACCCGGCCCCUGGCUCCUUGCAGGGCCUUCUCUGGGUCUCUGCCUCUUAAUUUCCCCUAUGCCUCUCCAUCUUUCUCACCCAGCUCCGGGUGACCUGCCUGCACACCUGUCUGCAUCUCCCCUUCACUAUGUCUCUGCAUCUCUUCCCAUCAGCUCCCCGUCAUCUGUCGCCUGGUCCCCCUCUCUGUUUCCAACCUGCCCUUCCCUUUCGGUUCCCUAAUCUUUUGUUCUCUAGGCUUCUCGUUCAGUGUGUCUCUGUCCUGUCUCCAUGUUUGUCUCCCCAUCUCUACUCUGACCUCUCUGAUUAUCCCCCCCACCUCCUGUUUCGGCUUCCCCAUUUCUAACUCCCUCUCCUCCAUCUCCCAGGCCCUCCUCACAUCUCAUGUCCUUGUCUCUGUAGCUCCUCAUUCCUUGUCCUCAAGAGUCCCCAGUACUGACCAGUGGGGGAAGGAUGGGGGCAAAGACAUCAGGGUCAGCAUGAGCUGUGACCAUAGGAAAUAAAGGCCAGAGUCUGAUUUUUACCCCAGCCUGGUUACAAGCGUAUAUGUGAGUGAGUGAGCAUAAGACGUGGCUGUUUCCUCUACCUUUGGCCCGGGAGAAAAUGUAUGACCCUGUCCCUAUUCCCUGCCAUUCAUUCAUUUACUCACUUUUUUUUUUUUUUUUUUUUGAGACUUGCACAUUUCAGGCUCUACUGAGAACCAGAAACCGUAUCAGUCAGGAUAGGCUGGGUUAUGCUGCAGUAAGAAGCAACCCCAGAAUCUCAGUGUGUACCUUUAACAUUUUUUAAUUUAUAUUUUGGAAUUCUUCAUAUCUCAAGAGAGGGGACUGAAAGCAGCAUGUCAACCUUGCUACCUCAACAUUGCACAGGAAAGAAAAAAACUCCAAAUUGCCCCCCAAAUUGCCCACCACGUCGUUGAUUAAUUAGCUUUAAUCAAGACAUACAAACGAUAUAAAUAGUGACAACAGAAAGAAAGUAUUAAAGAAAAAUAAGGGACCUAGAACUCAUUUUGUUCUCACAAAUGCAGUUCAACACACAGGCUUUAUAAGAAUGCUUUAAGAACACAAAACCAUCUUCAAAAUUGGACUCAAAAAAUGGGACAAAAUUGGAGGUGACUCUUGCCUGUGUGUGUCGGGGCUGCGAGCAGGGGUCGCCACCUUCUACUCUCAGCCAUCCCGGAAGUUGUCAUCGGUGGGCCUGGCACCGUUUGCUAAUUUAGUACAAACGUGGGCUCACUAGUUUUGUUUGUAAGAUAAUUAAUCCAUCAGAGUCAUGGGAUUUAGUUUCCCAUCGUGAGGGAAAGGGCUAUCGAUCUUGUGAUCUAACGAGAAAGCUUACCUGUAUUUAUUCAGUUUACAGGCAGGAUGUUAAAAGCAGGGCAGCAAAUGACCAAGACAACCCAGCAGGGUGAAAGCCUUCUUCUGGAGGGAAUAGUCACUGGACCUGACCACAACUCCUACAGUUCGGGGCAUGGUAGAAAACAUUUUUGUUGAAAUCACUUCUGAGAAAUAUUCAUAAGGAACAGGAGAUGUUGGAAUGAAUUAUUAAUUUUCAAAGUCUCUUAAGCGCACAGUACAAAGUUAAUAAUUUUGUAAAAGUUCUCCCCUUCACACCGUAUCAAAUCAGAUCCUUUGAAUUAACGAUAUGAUGCAGAAUCCCAUCUCUUCCCUAACAGUUGCAGGGGAGGGGAACUCUCCAUCUCUUUUCCCGUUGAUUUGACAAACAUUUAUUGAGUACUUACUAUGUGCCAUACAGAGUACUAGGCUCUGGGGAUAUAACAGUGAACAAGAAAUUUAAAAACGGGUACUUCAGGAAGGCGAUGGAAAUGGCAGCUCCCUAGGAUGUGACUUCUGAAAGUUAGGCUGUCAUUCUCACUUUCUCCUUUGGGACCUGGGAAGUCUCAUCUUGGCGGGGGGCAGAGUCAUGACGACCGGCCCUAUUUGCCAUCCCAGAGGGACUUCCUCUUUCUCUCCUAAGACAGGACAAUGAGUACAGAGAACCCAGACCCUCAGGUCUCCCCUCCCAAAGUGGUCUCAAACCCCUAUAGCAGGAGGCUUUCAGCCUUAAACACCCCACCCCGAGUCUCAGCCACCUCAAGGGUCCUAGAGCUACACAGAGCAGAGCCUCCCCUGGUCCAGGGGCUGGGCUCACCAUCUAUGGAUGGUCAACCUUGUGGCAACAAGCUCAGAAUAGAACUGAGGUCACUUAAAGAAAAGUCAGAGAAUCAAACCCAGAAUCCUCUUGGUUCCCAAGUAAGACAGCACUACCCUCGGGGUCAUAGUCACAUCCCCUGUGGCUCAGGGUGGAGAGAGGGAUGGAGGACGCAGGCUUGCUGGGCCAAGGCUGUAGCUAGGAGACAAAGAGUGGGCUGCUGAUACCUGCUUUCAAGUGGGGGUGAUUUUUGUGGCGGUGACAGUGGUGGUGAUAGUGGUGAUGUCGGUGAUGGCCGUAGUGGCGAUGGCGAUGCUGAUGGUGACAGAGAAGGGGAUGUGAUGAUUAUGAUGACGACCGUGGUGACGAUGGUGAUGGUGACAGUGGUGUUGGCAGUGAUGCUGUGAGUGCCACCUCAAUGUAGAUUCUUUAUUGCCGUCUCAGAUUCAUUUUGUCACAUAAGAAGACUUGCGUUUUUUAAGCCUGAGCUCGGGAAUGUCAUUCAUUUACAUUACACAGUAAUAAGAAAACAGCAGACCAGUGCAGCUCAAUCUUAUUGGCAAAAUGGAGAAAGGACUAAAUUAAAUUGUACUCAACAGCGUGAAAUGUGGAGCAUUUAGUGACGUCUCUGCUUUAGGACGGAGGCAGAAACUGGCACUGUCACAUACAACCUGUGUGGAUUUGGACAAGUGUCUUCACCUCUCUGAGCUCCGUUCAUCUUGAAGUCAGAGGGGGAAUCCCUGGAGGUGUGAUCAGGGGAUCUGACCAACAUUUAAAAAUAGGAAUACAGUAGAAUAAAAAACAUCAUGCAGUACAGGGUGGUAUUUGAUGAAACCAUGUUAAUGUGAAAUGAUUUCUUACUGCGCGUCACGGCCAGAAAAGUUUGGAAGCCACUGGUAGAUGGCACCCAUCAUCAUACACUGAUUUUCAGACGACUGCCCACUAAUAACACCCGAUAUCAACUCCCUUUCAGAUGUCGAUUCCACUUCACCCAAAGCAAAUGUUCCGGGUCUCCCAGCGGCUCUGUCUUAGCAGAACUCCGCCGCCAGGUGGCGCCCGUGCCCCGCCGUGAGCGGAUUCUUCUCCGUCCUGACUCAGCCCAAGCUGGUGAUUUCCUUGGGGUCCCCCCUCGCCCCGAGGAUCGAGUUUACUGGGACUAAACGUCUUGACCACGAAUAGAAUUCCCCGAGCAGAGCACGGCAGGAGGGCGCAGGCGGUCACGAAGGGAUGUGGCCAUCCUAAGAUAUCCACUCAUCCCUUCUUGAUUCCACAAUGUUCAUUAAAUGCCUGUGUGCACCAGACGAGGUGCCCCCACCCAGAGCUCACAUCCUGAUGGGGGAGGACGGACAAGAUCCCAAAUUCAAGACCCCACCAGUACAGGGAAGCCUACCCACCUAGUCCGGUGCAGGACGGCACGAGGUAGAAUCUCGCCCGCCCCCAGCCGGCUGUGACCUUGGGCAGCUUGCUUAGCCUCCCUGUGCCCCAGUUUCCCCUGCUACAAAACGGGACUAAUAGCACCCACUUCAUAGGGUUGUCGUGAGCAUU
Delphinapterus leucas (beluga whale) is the source of this 6135-nucleotide messenger RNA. NCBI's taxonomy places the organism in Eukaryota, Metazoa, Chordata, Mammalia, Artiodactyla, Monodontidae. The record is from RefSeq and is a predicted model, not a curated record.